This is a messenger RNA of Stegastes partitus (bicolor damselfish), 1653 nucleotides long. It is a transcript of the gene ogg1, whose product is annotated as 8-oxoguanine DNA glycosylase. The transcript has 7 exons. Gene Ontology annotation, biological process: base-excision repair; base-excision repair, AP site formation; nucleotide-excision repair. The record is from RefSeq and is a predicted model, not a curated record. Gene Ontology annotation, cellular component: nucleus. Bases 174 to 1418 code for a protein of 414 amino acids. Gene Ontology annotation, molecular function: damaged DNA binding; 8-oxo-7,8-dihydroguanine DNA N-glycosylase activity. NCBI's taxonomy places the organism in Eukaryota, Metazoa, Chordata, Actinopteri, Pomacentridae.
AACCCCGUAAACUCACUUUGCACAAAUGUAUAUACUUACUUACUAAAAUAGUCUGCCGAUGCGACUGCACACUGCAAUGCGUUUUAUAAUACCAGAACACUGUAGUUGGUCAUUUUACACUUGUUUACGUCUCUAAACGAUCAACAGGGGAAUCUAUUAGCAUCAAAACAGGAAUGGCUAAACAUGCGGUGUUGUUAUCGGGGGGCAAACUGUGGAGAUCAAUGUCUUGUGCAAAGUCAGAGCUGCGUUUAGAUCUCACUCUUGCCUGUGGACAAUCUUUCCGCUGGAGAGAAACUGCAGAAGGACAUUGGACUGGGGUGAUGAGAGGGCGAGUGUGGACUCUGACCCAAACAGAUGACACUCUUUGGUACCACGUUUACAAAAACCAGGACCAACAGAAGGAGAGAGGUGACAGGGGGAGCACCGCUGAUGUUUCUUUAGAGGAUGAAAACAAGGCAGAGAAGACAUUCAAAUGUGAUCUGAAGAAAGAAGUGGAGGAGCCACUGGCUGUUACUUCAGUACAGAACAAUGAGGAGGAAGAGGAGAUGCUGAGAGAUUACUUCCAGCUGGAUGUAAAGCUUGGGGAUCUAUACAGGGAGUGGGGAGCAGCAGACUGCCACUUCAAGCACAUUGCAGACAUCUUCACUGGUGUGCGAAUGCUGCGGCAGGACCCCACUGAAUGCCUGUUUUCCUUCAUUUGCACCUCCAACAACCACAUCUCACGUAUUCAGGGCAUGGUGGAGAGACUGUGUGAGGCUCUGGGCGCCCCGCUGUGCCAGCUGGAUCAAACUUCAUACCACGACUUUCCUGCCCUGUCUGCACUUGCAGACAGCAGCGUAGAGGCACGCCUCAGGGAUCUCGGGUUUGGAUACAGGGCUCGGUUCCUCCAGCAGAGUGCGAAGCAGAUUCUAAACACCCAUGGGUCUCAGUGGCUUGACGGUUUGCGCAGAGUCCCAUACCUGGAGGCCCGUGAUGGUCUUCGUACUCUUCCUGGCGUUGGUACCAAGGUAGCAGACUGUGUAUGUCUGAUGUCCCUGGAUAAGUCGGAGGCUGUGCCUAUCGACACACACGUUUGGCAGAUUGCCAAGCGAGACUAUAAAUAUGCUGCUGGCAGUGGACAAAAGAGCAUCACAGAUAAGCUUCACAGAGAUAUUGGAGAUUUUUUUAGAAAACUGUGGGGACCUUAUGCUGGUUGGGCACAGUCGGUGUUGUUCUGUGCAGACCUCAAGAAGUUCCAAAGCCUCAAAGAAAUGGCACAUCUGAAGCAGCCAAAACAAGAGGAUGUAGAAGAGAGAAUAGCUGCAUGCAAGAAACCGAAAAUGAAGAGAGAAUAUAAUGGAACUGUGAAGAACCUGAAAACCGAGCCGGCAUGUCACAAGAAAGCAAAGAUAUCUGUCAAAAAGGAGAAGGUGGGAUGAGGUAAACAAGCUUCUUACAUCAGGAUUUACAUCACUUUAUAUUACCAAACAUUUUCACACACCUUUUCUGAUUCAGCUGACUUAUUAUUCAGAAACAUGACAAAAAGCAGAUUAUUGUGUACAAUUUCUCAGGUUUAUUGGGUGUUUACUGUAACAUUUGGUUUGACUACUAUCCUAUGAGUUCACUGCUACAAAUAGAGAUUUUUUUUUUUGACAAUAAAGAUGAAAUAUUUCA